GUGGGUGCUUGGCCUGGUGUUGGUAUGCCUCAUAAUAAUGUAGGGCUCCAACCCGCUAUUCCUGGUUAUAAUGGUGGGCCUGGAAUUCCUCCUGUUGGUAAAAUGCCUUCUGUUAAGUCUCCUCCUGUUGUUGGUGUUCCUCUUGGUCCACAGCAGGCGUCUCACUCUGCCUCUGCUGGUCCUCAGGGUCUUUGCGGUACUCCUGGUGUACCUGGUUCUUGUCCUGUUGUUGGUGUUCCUGGUAGUCAUGCUCACCCUCAUACUCAUCCUUCUCCAAUACCUCCUCCACCUAAUCAUGGUGCUGCUGGUAGACCUGCUGCCCCUGAACCUCAUGGUCUUGCUGGUUCUCAUGGUUCUCAUGGUAUGACUCUUUCCACUCACCUUGAUGGUGGUGCUGUUAGUCUGCCAGGAGUUGGUGUU
This is a messenger RNA of Trypanosoma theileri, 420 nucleotides long. RefSeq lists its product as uncharacterized. The annotation marks the transcript as partial. NCBI's taxonomy places the organism in Eukaryota, Euglenozoa, Kinetoplastea, Trypanosomatida, Trypanosomatidae. The transcript has a single exon. The record is from RefSeq and is a predicted model, not a curated record.